AUCACUCCACAUUCUACAAUCCAACCCAAAAACUUAACCCCCAACGUCCCAACAACACUUCCCUCCUUCUCCUCCAUUCUCCGAUCAUCGUGUGUGACCAAAUCCCGACACACACACACACACACACCUCUGCACCACAUUCAUUAAUUCAUAUCCCAUCAAAUGACGCAUCCCACAAUAUCCACAAGAUUCAAAAUCAUUCCAUACAGAUUUUAGAAGCUACCACAAUGAUGAAGAUGAUUAUGAUGUAUCCUCUGUUUCAUCGCUUCUGAAUCCAUACCCACUAUUUCUUUAAAUUCCAAAUCCUCACGGAAUAUAUACAUAGAGAGAGAGAGAGAGAAACAGAGAGAUGGAGACUAUUUCUGAUUUCUGAAUAUAUUGUAUAUGUAACAAACCCAUCCCUAAAAACUGCCUUCUCUUUCUCUCUCCCUCUCUCUUUCCUCCUCCUCUCUCUCAUGUAUUUUGUAUGUACGUUCUGCUUGUGUUGUGAGUUUUGUAUUUUCAUCGUCAUCAAAACAAAUUUCCUUAUGAGACUACCAUUUUCAACAAAUUUCCAUCAUCAUCGCUUCAAAUUAUUUUCUUCAUUUCUCACCUUCUUUCAACCCACUCCUUCUUCUUCUUCUUCUUCUUCCACGUGGGUUAAUCAAAUCCACAUGGAAUCACCCUCCACAAUCGCCGCCGCCGUCUCACCAAUAUCUCCAUCCACUCGUCGCCGAAAGCGAAAGAUUGUCGCCAUAAUGGGUCCAACCGGAGCAGGUAAAUCCCGUCUUUCAAUCGAUCUCGCAACUCGAUUUUUUGAUAACUCUGAGAUCAUCAACUCCGAUAAAAUGCAAGUGUACAGCGGACUUGAUAUCACCACCAACAAAAUCACAAUGCAAGAGCGACGCGGUGUCCCCCACCACCUUCUGGGAGCGAUUGACCCAAGGAAAUCGGUUUUCACUCCGUCGGAUUUCCGGAAUGUGGCGGCAGAAUACAUCAAUCAGAUUAGAACUCGUCGGGGGUUGCCUCUUGUCGUCGGAGGAUCAAAUUCGUUAAUAUACUCACUGGUUACAAAACGCUACGACCCAAAAUCGGACGUCUUCAACGGACCAGAGCCGCAGCCGGUGAGCUCUGAUUUCCGAUACGAAUGCUGUUUCAUCUGGGUGGAUGUUAGCUUACCGGUUUUAAAUCAGUAUUUAUCAAAAAGGGUCGAUGAGAUGCUUGAUUCCGGUAUGUUCGAGGAGCUUGCAGAGUUUUUCAGGUCCGAUGAGCACAAGAGGGUUAACAGGUGUGGUUUAGGUCAGGCAAUCGGAAUACCGGAGUUCGAGACGUAUUUCACGAAUUUUCCAGGGCUCCGGCGAACGGAGGGCUCGGUAUUCGAGGAGGAUGUGAUGGGGCAGGAGGCGUACGAUGAAGCCGUGAGAAGGAUCAAGGACAACACGUGCCAACUGGCGAAGAAGCAAGUGAGUAAGAUCCUACGGCUGAGGGACGCCGGGUGGGAAUUAAAGAGAAUAGAUGCCACAGAGGCAUUUAGGGCUGUGAUGACGGCGGACAGAGGCGGAGCAAGGGUGGCGGAAAUAUGGGAAAAACAGGUGGUGGAACCAAGCAUGAAGAUCGUGAAGCACUUCUUGGAGGAGUAGGUUUUCCAGCUAUUUCCAGCUCUCUUCACUUUUUCUCUCUAAAAAAAAAUCAAUUUUCAUUUAUUUUUAUCUUCACUGUAAAAGUUCUUUUUUUUUUUUUUUUUUUACAUAAUUUGGAGGGAGGUUCGACAUGGGUUUAGGUAGGUUAGCAGGAUGACCAAUUUUGAAGCAAUAGGACGACUUUUUGAUAAUUUAUAGCCAAUUUUUACCUUCUUAAAUUUCAAUUCUCCAAAUUUUAUUAAAAUUAUAUAUAUAUUGUAGGUCAUUUGUUUUUGUAAAAUUACGCUUUUAGCCUUGGCCCUCAACAAUUUUCAAUAUGGGUUUUGCUACAAAUAUUAGAGCUGGAUUUUCAAAUAAAAAUUGAGGUUGUUGGAAUCAGAAUAUAUAAGAGAAAAGUCAAGAGGGCACAUAAUAUUACAAAUGAAAGUUGACCUUGGUUUUUUGUUUUCUUUUUGAUACAAAAAAGGACAUCCUUGGAAGCAUUCUUUGUCCGUUAAAUUUAUACCAAUCUAAAAGAUGCAAAAGCCAAAAAUAAUGAUUUUUCCAUUCAAAACAUUCCAAAUUUUAUUUUAUUGCAAUCAUUAUUAUGAAUAUAAAAUUAUUGUAUGAUUGGUUAAAAUUGAAAAAAGACACAAUGCAAAAAUAAUUAUAUGUUACAUGAUUAACGGAAGCAUUUUGGUAUGGUGUCUUUCGUUUAAUUAUGUGUGUGAUACUUUUUCCUAGUACCAUUUGAUGCAAACUAAAAAAUGUUUGAUGAAAUAUGAUUUUUGCGCUUUUUUAUAUGUUUGAUAUCAUAUUUAGAAGGUUCUGAUUUGGUUAUGACUCUUCUGAUAUGUGUCUUACUUGGUCAGAUUUAAAACCGUGUUAUUGACUCAAUCGAAAAUUACCAAAUUGUCGCUUAAUGUCAUAUGAAUUACUUUUAUUCUAAUGAUUUUUUUUUUGUUAAAAAAAACUAAUCGUUUAACAUAAAAAAUAAAUACAUAAGUUACGUUUGCAAGUGAUCCUACCUAAAAUCCCAUGUUUUUUUUGUACCAUGACAACACAUGUCUUUUUCCCAUUAUCCUUUAUUUAUCAAUCGAUAAAACUUACAAGUGGCCCAAGUUCAAUAUUAUAAAUAUCUUUUGAAUGAAAUAUGAUCUUAAUGUCCGUAUAAUUUACAUUAAGAUAUGGAUAAUAACAAAAAUACCAAAUUAAUAACUUGACCACCAUUAGGGAAAUUAUUAAUUAUCACUUAUUUUACAACCGGUUAAUUGCAUGUAUUGAAUACCAAAAAAGUAUCGUCCUUUGGUUUUAAAUAUCUAUCGUAAGUCUCAUCGGAAUUCUCUCCAAUUAUGCAACUAAGCAUAAUCUCCAAACACUCAAAAGUUCGCAGCUUAUCACAUGCUUGACAAGUAGUUUCUUUGUUAAAUCGCUCUUAUAUCCAUAGGUUUAAUGUUUCCCACAGCUUAAUCAAUAAAUCUCGGAUUAAGAAACAAGUUCCUGUUGUUUUAUUAGAUUGGUUAAUAAACUUUAUAUAAUA
Molecule: messenger RNA, 3138 nt
Organism: Lactuca sativa (garden lettuce)
Lineage: Eukaryota; Viridiplantae; Streptophyta; Magnoliopsida; Asterales; Asteraceae
Product: adenylate isopentenyltransferase
Biological process (GO): cytokinin biosynthetic process; tRNA modification
Cellular component (GO): mitochondrion
Molecular function (GO): AMP dimethylallyltransferase activity; tRNA dimethylallyltransferase activity
Source: RefSeq, a predicted model, not a curated record